Messenger RNA from Paramecium sonneborni, 1356 nucleotides. Lineage: Eukaryota; Ciliophora; Oligohymenophorea; Peniculida; Parameciidae. The record is from the annotation of a GenBank genome assembly.
AUGAAAUAAUAUUAAUCCUAACCAUAAAAAUCUCCUUCCAAUAUAGAAAAGACUAAUACUUUUAUUACUUAAGUUGAUUCUAUUAACAAUUUCUAUACAAAUUAACAUAGUUAACAUAACCUAAAUUUUAAUCAUAUUCUCUCAAUGCUUUAAAAAAGACAAGAGUUUUAAGAAUAAGAAUAUAAAAUUAAACUUGAUUCUUUAGAAAAAAGAAUUAAAUAAUUAAUCUAAAUUAGUUCCUAACUUACAUAAUAAAAUACUAAACUUAAAAUACAAUACUCAGAUCUAAUCAAAGAAUAUGAUAUUAUAAAAAACAGAAUUAUUAAUUAUGAAGAUAACAUCCUUAAGAAAAAUUCAGAGUAUUAAUUCAAUUUAGAUGAACUAACUAAAUUAAAAAUUGAAAGAGAAAAAAUAAUUGGAUUAACCAAUAAAUAUCAUGAAAGAUCAAAAAUUAGAAAAAAAUAAGUUAUUGAAUAAGAAAAUACUAUAAAUAUUUUAAAAAAAUAAGUGAAUGAUUUAUAAAAGGCUAAUCUCAUUUUACUCUCUGAAAAAUAAAAUAUAUUAUUGUAAUCCUAAUAAAACCAUUAAUUUUUAAAUUAAUAAUAAAAUAUAUUGUAAGAAGAAAUUAUAGCUAAAGCAUUAUAAAUAGAUUUAUCUAAUAAAGAUGAAAUUUAAUAAAUAAUCAAGCAUUUCUUGAAUAAUUAUUCUAAUCAUCUUAUCUAAAUUAAUAAGGAGACUAAUUAAUUAAUUAUUUUGAUCUAAGAAUAUUUUGAUAUCAAUUUAGAUAUCAAUAAUUAAUCUCAAUACAAUAAACUCAUAAAAUAAUUUGAUUCCUUAAUCAUUAAAUAUAAUUAGAUGUUAGAAUAAAAAACUAAAUUUUAAUAAUAAUUUAAUAUCUCUCCUUAAGACACUUUAUUAUUGAGUAAUUAUAAUAAUUAGAAUUUUUACAAUAAUAAUAAUAAUGUAAAUAAUACAAUUUUUAGUAGUAAAAGAAACAGUUAAAACAAUUUUUAUCAAAAUAAUGUCAAAUAAGAUAUAAUUAGAGCCAGCAAGUAUAUUAAAAUAUAGUAAAUUCAUAUGUUUCUUGCUUAAAUGAUUGAAUCAUUUAUUAUCUAUAUUUUUAGAGUUAGAAAUCUCAAUCAUGAAAUUCUAGGAUCAGAGUAAUUUAAUAGUGAAUAUAAAACGAAAUUUAAGAAAAUUACAUAUGUCAUAAUAGCAAUAAUUAGAAUGCUAAACAAAAAAAAAUUUCAUGAUUAUAACCCAUUGAUUUUAGUGUUACCCAUAGAAGAGACUAUUUAUUAUUUACUAAAUACAAUUAGAACUUAGUAGUAAAUAAUAGAAAAAUUUUAAGAGUGA